AUGCAAAUUUAUAAGUUUUUAUCAGAUUUUAUCAAAAACAACAUUAAAAACAUACAUAGAUGCUCAAUAAAUGGAUUGCACUUAGCAAGGGGGAAUAAAAUGGCUUCGCACACCCAUACAGACCUAGAGAGACCUCACUCAGCUAUUCACCGGAGACCUAAACCCACAACAAUUGAUUUAGUUGGUGGCAUACAAUGUCAUAUAUGCCAUAUUACAUAUGCUAAUAAAAGAGAAUAUGACAUGCAUUAUGUUAAACAUGAAACAAGAAGCAAAGACAUAAUAUAUACUUGUGUGGUGUGUUAUAAAGAGAUAACUGGCUAUCCAAGUUUCCGUGGUCACUGUUACACAAGUCAUGUUAUCAAAGAGAGAUUCAAAUGCGAACAUUGUUCUAAAUUAUUCUCAAAAUCCCUGUCUUUAAGGGAACAUAUUAAGGUCAUGCAUAGAUUCAAAUGCUCAGUUUGCAGUAAAGAAUUUACAACUAAAAAGGAGUUGCAAUUGCAUCAAAUAAUUCACAAUGACACAGACAUGCCACCAUUCAAAUGUCAAGCGUGUGCUAAGCAAAUAGAUACAUUAGAAGGCUGUAAGGAACAUGUUGAUAUUCAUUCAUCUUCUAUUUACUUUUGUCCCAUUUGUAAUGAAAAUAUUUCAAGCAAAGAAAAUGCUUCAGAACAUUUAAAAAAACAUUUUGGAGAUAUUAAUGAUGAAGGCUCAUAUGUACAAACAAAUUUGGAAAAGGAAGAAAAUUACAUAAAGCAAUUGGGUGGAAUUUCAUGUAAAUUCUGCCCACUGGUAUAUAAAGAUAGGGUGGAGUUUGAUGCCCAUUUUUCAUGCGAACAUGGGAGUGAGGAUAUAGUCUACACAUGUAAUGUAUGUGGAAAGCAGUUUGAAAAAUAUUCAGUAUUCAGUGAUCAUUCCUACAAUCAUGUCAUGAAGGACAGAUUUUGCUGCGACAUAUGCCAGAAGACGUUCAGUCGUCUCUCGUUGCUGGUGACGCACAUGGCGGCGUGCGAGGCGGGCGCGGCCGGCAAGCCGUUCGCGUGCGUGCGCUGCGGCCGCCGCUACGCGACUGAGAUGCGCCUGCGCGAGCACCUGCGCGACGCGCACGCCGUGCACUGCGUCACGUGCACCGAGGACGGGUGUAAUAAAGUAUUUUCAACACCCAAGGAUUUGAUCACCCACCAACGCGUGCACCGCUCAGCGCAGAACUGGUGCCGACAGUGCGGCCUUCUGUUCACCUCCCUCAAGUCCUGCGAGCGACACCUGGACGUGCACAACAAGAAACUCUAUGUCUGUCCUGUUUGCAAUAGAAACUACAGCGAGAAAUAUCUCAUAUUAAAACAUAUACCGCAACAUUUUGAAACUGUCUUACAUCUAUGCAAAGUCUGCGGGAAAGUCUACAACGCCAAGAACAGAUUAAUAGAACACAUCAAAACUCAUGCCGAAACUAAAACACACAAUUGCACUUACUGUGGUAAAGGUUUUGUGAAACUAGGGCAGUUACAACAGCAUCUCAACGUUCACACUGGAUCUAAACCAUACAAAUGUCCCGUUUGUGAAAAAACUUUCGCCAGCUACCCCAAUUGGCAUAAACAUUUGCGUAGAAUGCACAAAACUGACGGCAAAAAGUAUAAGAAGUCAGAGAAUGUUCCGGACAUAACAGAAUCUGAUGAUGAAUCGCCUACAAAUAGCUAUGUUAAGGAAAACGAUAUUGAUAAAGAAACGAAUAAAUCGAAUGAUUUGAACGCACAGUUACACGUCGGUAUAUCGGAACUGUCGGAUGCAAAACUGGAAAGCUUUAUGUUCAAUGAACCAGAUGACAGUACGAUGGAGUCGGACAGCAUCGAUCCCACUCUCAUCGAGAAGGAGCUGCAGAUAUUCGAAAACGCUAACAAUAAUAGCAAGAUAGUCGAGUUCGUUAAUGUGUUGCCCACUAACAAUGUGACUUUUGGUGAUACCAUACACGAGAGCCCACAAACAUCAAGUAACUACCCAGCGGAGUACGGCCCGGAAUUCAACACGGGCUUCCACACAGACGGUAGCGGGUUCAUCGAUCUGGACGACCACAUGCUCCCCCACAUAGACCCUUUACUCACUAUAAAGAACGAAUACAACCAAAUGUACUCGCAAAACUAUCAACCGAGCAUCGAACCCGCACCCUACAACCAACCAAAAUGGGAACCCAUCAUAACCAAAGUCUACCCAGAUUACUCGUACGGUUACGGAGAUAUGGUCGAGACGAACCGACUGUCGAUGAUGAACACAGACAUAUUU
Molecule: messenger RNA, 2271 nt
Organism: Brenthis ino (lesser marbled fritillary)
Lineage: Eukaryota; Metazoa; Arthropoda; Insecta; Lepidoptera; Nymphalidae
Source: the annotation of a GenBank genome assembly